AAGGCUUUGACUGCAUCAUCUGAAACUCAAAGUUUCUACUGAGAAGACGAAACAAAAGAAAAAGCGAUAAAGAAAACUGAAUAUCUUCUGCAAAAAUUAAUAACUCCUAAUAGGAAUUUAUUUAGAAUGUCUUCCGGUAGCGUCCCUCUUUUCAUCAUGACAUCCAUCCUGUGGAUUGUUUAUGUUCAAGCGCAGGCGGUAGAUUCCUGUCAUCAAAUGUGUACAGAAGAAAAGAAACAUUGCGACAGAGACUGCUUCUAUCAAACAGAUAAAAUGGAAGUUACCACGUGUGAAGAUCAAUGUUCUGAGGACAUGCUCUUUUGCUAUGACCGAUGCAAUAACAUGAUAGAACUCGGCCAUGUCAUUCCAGAGCAAGGACUAUCGAAAGACAUCAUUAAACACGACGCACCACAAGAACAGCAACCGGAAAGGCAGCCGUUGGUAUCCGAUAGUUUUGAUGUCAAUAUCGCAAAGCUUUCCUCAGAGAAAAUUUUCCCUGUUAAUCCGAUCUCCACUUCCAUGCCGCCGAGUAGUGAUACCAAUACCAUGGAAGGAAUGGAAAGUAAUGUAAAGUCUCAACAAUGUACACAACAUUGCAUCUCAGAUGAAGUGGACUGUGAAAUUGAGUGUUUCAUCGCCUACCAUGUUGAUAAUUUUCAAGAUAGCGAUUGUACCUCCGAAUGCAAAGCGAAAAAAAAUGUCUGCAUUGAAAAUUGUACCGUUGGCCAAAAUAAUGCGAAUGGAAAUGGCGAGGACAUCAUAGUUGCUAUUCCAAACCAAGUGACCAACCUUGGGGUAUCUCAACAGACUUCAGAAAUCCCUGUCACUGAUAGGUCAUUGUCUUCUCUGGAGACAGAAAUGAGUAUUCUGAGGAGAAUCUUAAUGGGACUCCCGACAUCAGGUACAAGGAUGAUAGGGAACUGGGCUCGUUGAACACUUUAGAUAUAUGAAAUCCACUGACUAUACAUUUGACUUCCAUUGUUCUGAUAUUUUUGUUUACAUUUCAUCGUCAUACGUGUAUCUAUUUAUCAAUUAUCCAUGAUUAUUUUUACAUAUACUGUUUACGAUUUUUAUUUCAAUGCAUUUUAUUGAUGUUUAUAUUUAUAAUAAAAUUGAUACAAAGUC
Molecule: messenger RNA, 1125 nt
Organism: Ostrea edulis (European flat oyster)
Lineage: Eukaryota; Metazoa; Mollusca; Bivalvia; Ostreida; Ostreidae
Exons: 2
Coding region: 127-933 (268 amino acids)
Source: RefSeq, a predicted model, not a curated record